AUGGCAAGGGGUUUAAUAAGACACAAGGUGGGUUCAGGCUUAUCCACAAGCUUGUGGUUAGAUUCUUGGCUCCCAAAUGAUCCUAUCUCAGAUCAAUUAGGCCUUACUGAAUUGAAAACUCUUCAACUUAACUAUCAAGUCAAGGUUGAUAACUUAAUUUCCAAUUCUCAAUGGGCAAUCCCAUCAUUCCUUCAUCAUGUUCCAUUCUUCCAAUCCCAAUCUUUCAUGUCCCAGCUCCAAAGCACAGUUGAUCCAACACCAAUGCCAGACCUGAUACAAUGGCUACCAAGUGCUCCAAUGGACUACUCACACAAGCUCACUAUGGAAUACUUCACCCCUCCUCCAUUGUCAUUUGCUUGGCAUCAUCUCAUUUGGUUUAAGUACCAUAUUCCAAAGCAUAGUCAUAUUGUUUGGAUGGCUAUUAGGAACAGACUUUACACAUUGGAUUCAAAGCCUAUGAAGCACAAGCACAAAACCAAUGCCUGCUUUCUCUGUCUUUCUGAUUGGGAGUCACUGGACCACCUGUUCUUCAAAUGCAAAUACAGUUGUGUCAUUUGGGACUUCAUACAAAAUGUAGCAGGGUUUUAUAUCAUGCCAGGUUGCUGGUCUGAUCUCAUUGACCGGUGUGCUAAGGCUUGGAACCAAGGGAAUUUCAUCAGUCAUGGACAAGCUACUCCUAUCAGCAGCAAUAUACUUCAUCUGGCAGGAAAGAAACUCAAGGGCUUUUAG
Cornus florida is the source of this 729-nucleotide messenger RNA. RefSeq lists its product as uncharacterized. NCBI's taxonomy places the organism in Eukaryota, Viridiplantae, Streptophyta, Magnoliopsida, Cornales, Cornaceae. Bases 1 to 729 code for a protein of 242 amino acids. The transcript has a single exon. The record is from RefSeq and is a predicted model, not a curated record.